AGCCUGAUGUAGGGCUCAAACUCAUGAACUGUGAGAUCAUGACCUGAGCUGAAGUUGGAUGCGUAACCAACUGAGCCACCCAGGUGCCCCUGGCUCUGAUUUCUGACUCUCUUCCCCCCUCCUCUAAAUCCUGAGUUCAGUUCAUUGCUUCCAGCUGCUCCCCACACCCACCACCACAACUCUGGGUCCUAGGACUCUGUGGUGUCCUUUUUCCUCCAGCCUUUCCUGCUGCCCCUGGGAAAAAUUUGUUCCCAGGAGGGGACCCAGGAGGGGGAUACUAGAGCCAUUUACUAUUUGCUAAAGAUGCUGUCCUUGUGCAUUCCUACAGAAUGCACUCAGGUGAGGCCGCGGAACUGGGGAGAGGGAUGUUCUGGGGAUAAAAGUAUUAGCUGGCUCUUCUUCAGUUCUAGGGUGCAUCCCUACAUCUGCAUUUAAGUUCACAUAGUGAGGCAGGAAGGUAGAACCAUCAGUGAAGCUAAUCUAGGGACAAAGGGUCUGUCUGUGAGGCUGUAAGGGCAGAACUGCUGAAUAAAGACUCCGGGGGCCAAAGGCUGAGAGGCAAGAGGAUGUUUUACCAAACCUCAAAGUGUCUAUAUCAUGGAGAGGUGAUGAGGUGCCCAGACCCUCAAAAUUAGGUGUGGUCCCUUGACCAAUGAAUCUGUGAAGAAAGAUAUUGGACAUCUUUCCCGGGUUUGUAUCUGCUCAUAUCCCAGUAUCUGCAGGGCCCUGAGUUCAGAGACAGACAUUCACAGAGAGGUAACAUGGUAAAAGAAGUAGCCCCUGUUCACUGGGAGGUCUGGUCACUUAAGCCUCCCGAAGCCCCCCCCCCCCCCCCCGUGAGGCAGCCUUUAUUAACCCUGUUUUGUAAACGAAGAGCCCUGGGACACAAAUCAUUUGGGUAGCUUGCUCAAAGCCUCCUCAGAUUAGUGGGAGACUCCCUACAAUUCACCUGCAACUCAACAGGUCUAUUUCAUUCCAAAGGCCUUGGUCCUUGGGGGUCCUGCACAUGUGGCUUUGUCUAGAGGGAGUAUUAGGUAAGCUCCCAACAUUAAGGUCCCAUAAGUUGCUGACACUCCAAGAGGUGUGACAUAGAUUAACUCACAUGUGGUGAGUUCCUCGUGGGAAAGCUGUGGCUAUUGAAGCCUCCCUGCCUUUCUGAGUGGGUGCCAGCUGCCUCCCAGAUUCGUGACCUCCUCCAGAGCCUGCUAAAGUGACUAGGAAAAUGCUAUUUCCGGAACAGGAGCCAAAAGAGAAUGCCACGGCUCUGUAUCCCAAAUCUUUGGGGGGAGGGGUUGUUUGUUUUAUAUACAAGAACUUAUGUUUACUGCUAACAAAAACAAAACCAAACACUACCAAAAAAGAGAGCUAGGGAAAGAGAGAAAAUGGUCAGAAGCACAGCACCAAAUCUCUGGAUAGAUGAGUGAUCCAAGCAUUCAUUUCAAGAAACAAAUAUGUCUGUUUCUUGAAACUUAGAAGUGGACUUUCCAGGUGGCAUUAGAGCCCAUUCAGUGUACUUGGCCCCAAUAAAGAAAAAAUUAAAACAAAAACACCCCCAAAACCCCACAUUGAGCUGUUUUGAGCCACUUCAGGUACAAAAGUAUUCAAGUGAGCCAUUCUGACCAGUCUCCCUGAAGGCAGGCUGGGGUCAUCACUAUACCCUGGGUUUCCAGGCUCCCCAUCUCAAGUCUGAGUACCCAUGUCCCUGGUAGCUGUUGACAUUGCUCACAGGGCCUUAGGCAAAGCCCAGAUUAGCAAGGAGAAGAAUGGAGGUUUGGCUACAAGUGAUGUUUUGCACAGAGUCCUGAGACUCAAGGGGAAAGGCCCAAGGGUGGGGGGGAGUGCUUUCUUCCCUGGGGAGACCUACCCCUAGUACAGUUGUCCUCACCCACACCAGCUGUGCCCUUAACUCAGGACCUUUCUGGAAUGAGGGCCAAGCACUUGGUGACCAAGAGGGCCCUUUUGGGGUCCCUGAUCCUAUGAUAUGUGGUCCCAGACUGGAUAACACGUUGGCUUUUUUAUGAAUGUUAUUUAUCACAUAAACAGGGAUUCUGUGGUUGAACCAUCCUGGGACAAACAGGAGUUGAAUGUGAUCUGAAAGAAAAAACAAAAAACUUUAACGUGCUGUUGGAUUCGACUUACUAGUUUUGUUUAGGAUUUUCCUUUUUAUUCACAGGCACCAUGUUCCGAAAGAAAAAGAAGAAACGCCCUGAGAUCUCAGCCCCACAGAACUUCCAGCACCGUGUCCACACCUCCUUUGAUCCCAAAGAAGGCAAGUUUGUGGGCCUCCCACCACAAUGGCAGAACAUCCUGGACACGCUUCGGCGACCCAAGCCCGUGGUGGACCCUUCUCGAAUUACUCGGGUGCAGCUCCAGCCCAUGAAGACAGUGGUGCGGGGCAGCUCGGUGCCCAUGGACGGCUACAUAUCAGGGCUGCUCAACGACAUCCAGAAGUUGUCGGUCAUCAGCUCCAACACCCUGCGUGGCCGCAGCCCCACCAGCCGGCGGCGGGCACAGUCCCUAGGGCUGCUGGGGGAUGAACACUGGGCCGCUGACCCGGACAUGUACCUGCAGAGCCCCCAGUCUGAGCGCACUGACCCCCAUGGCCUCUACCUCAGCUGCAACGGGGGCACACCAGCAGGCCGCAGGCAGAUGCCGUGGCCGGAGCCACAGAGCCCAAGAGUCCUACCCAACGGGCUGGCCACCAAGGCACAGUCGCUAGGCCCCACCGAGUUCCAGGGUGCCACACAGCGCUGCCUGCAGUUGGGUGCCUGCCUACAGAGCUCCCCACCCGGCGCCUCACCCCCCGCAGCCACUGGUAGGCGUGGGACCAAGGUUGCCAGGCAUGGUUCCGAGGAGGCCCGGCCACAGUCCUGCCUGGUGGGCUCGGCGACUGGGAGGCCAGGCGGGGAGGGCAGCCCCAGCCCUAAGACCCAGGAGAGCAGCCUUAAGCGCAGGCUGUUCCGAAGCAUGUUCCUGUCUACUCCUGCCACAGCCCCUGCGAGCAGCAGCAAGCCAGGCCCUCCCUCUCAGAGCAAGCCCACCUCCUCUUUUCGACCGCUGCAGAAAGAACCCACCCAAAGCCUGGUGGCCAAGGCCCAGUCCUUGCCCUCAGACCAGCCCAUGGGGACCUUCAGCCCUCUGACCACCUCGGAUACCAGCAGCCCCCAGAAGUCCCUCCGCAUAGCCCAAGCUGCCGGCCCACCCCCAGGCCGGUCUUCCCCCGCGGGCUCCCCACGCACCAGGCAAGCCCAGAUCAGCACCAGCAACUUGUACCUGCCCCAGGACCCCACGGUGGCCAAGGGUGCCCUGGCUGGCGAGGACACAGGUGUUGUGACACACGAGCAGUUCAAGGCUGCGCUCAGGAUGGUGGUGGACCAGGGUGACCCCCGGAUGCUGCUGGACAGCUACGUGAAGAUCGGCGAGGGCUCCACGGGCAUCGUCUGCCUGGCCCGGGAGAAGCAUUCAGGCCGCCAGGUGGCCGUCAAGAUGAUGGACCUCAGGAAGCAGCAGCGCAGGGAGCUGCUCUUUAAUGAGGUGGUGAUCAUGCGAGACUACCAGCACCUCAACGUGGUGGAGAUGUACAAGAGCUACCUGGUGGGCGAGGAGCUGUGGGUGCUUAUGGAGUUCCUGCAGGGCGGGGCCCUCACAGACAUCGUCUCCCAAGUCAGGCUGAACGAGGAGCAGAUCGCCACUGUGUGUGAGGCCGUGCUGCAGGCCCUGGCUUACCUGCAUGCCCAAGGUGUCAUCCACCGGGACAUCAAGAGUGACUCCAUCCUCCUGACCCUGGAUGGCAGGGUGAAACUCUCUGACUUCGGAUUCUGUGCUCAGAUCAGCAAAGACGUCCCUAAGAGGAAGUCCCUGGUAGGCACCCCUUACUGGAUGGCUCCUGAAGUGAUCUCCAGGUCUCUGUACGCGACUGAGGUGGAUAUCUGGUCUCUGGGCAUCAUGGUGAUUGAGAUGGUGGAUGGGGAGCCACCCUACUUCAGCGACUCCCCAGUGCAAGCCAUGAAGAGGCUCCGGGACAGCCCCCCACCCAGGCUGAAAAACUCUCACAAGGUCUCCCCAGUGCUUCGAGACUUCCUGGAACGGAUGCUGGUGCGGGACCCCCAGGAGAGAGCCACGGCUCAGGAGCUCCUGGACCACCCUUUCCUGCUGCAGACAGGGCUGCCCGAGUGCCUGGUGCCCCUGAUCCAGCUCUACCGCAAGCAGACCUCCACCUGCUGAGCCCGGGGACACUGGGCAGCCAGCCUGCCGGCGGGGCCUGCCUGCCUCAUUCUCUCAGUAUUCUCUCCAAAGAUCGAAUGUGAAACCCCACCCACACCCUUCUGCCCCUCAGCCCACUGGGCCAGGCCGGACCUGCCCCUCGGUCUCUCUGCCUCCCAAGAGAGUCCCCAGUUGCCUUUGGGAUGGUGGAGACCCCCUUCUACAGAAUGACCCUCUGUUAUUUGCACAGGGAUAUUUCUAAGAAACGUGGAGACCCGCACUCCUGGCCACGUGGCCAACACAGCAGAAAAAGCUGCUGCGGUUUUUUAAAAGUAGUUGUACAUUAGCAUCCCAGGUCACCGAGAGGGCAGACUGCCUGUCUUCGCCAGGAUACUUGCUGUUCUCAGCUCCAGCUCUAAACCCUGGGGUCUCAAGAGGGCCACAGGGAAGGUUUCUAUUGCCUGAAGCCGUCUUCCUCCUUUACGUCUGACUUCCUGAAGGUACGGUCCAACCUUCACCUGUUUCCUGACCCACCUGCACUGACACCACUCUCCCUGCACAGCCUGCUCCAAACUGUGAACAGCCUGCUCUCUGGCCAGGGGUGGAGGAAGGGCAUUUGUCUGGGUAAAAGAGAAAGAAUGCAGUUGGUGGUAAACAUAAUCUCACUUUACAGGAUGGAGAGAACACUGUGUGUGUGUGUGUGUGUGUGUGUGUGUGUAAGUGGAGGACAGUCACCCUGACAGCCUGGCUCCCUUCAGGUCACUCACAGGUCACCUACUUCAGUAAGGCUUCCCAUCCUUUCUGCCACUAAAUUCUACCAGGAAGGGACUGCUUUCUUGGCCUGGCUUCCCACCUCCUAAGUCCCGUGUUUCUACCUGAACAGUGAAGAGAGCUGACACAUCCCAGGGGCUUCGCGGAUUUCAGGUGUCUCCUGUACUGUGGAGUCUGAGAGCCAGAGAUGGGAAUGGUAAAGGAACAAACUUUGUUUUGCCUGUGAGCUUUCUCUCAAUAACCAGGUCAUCAAGGACCCAUUAUUUUCAAAAAUCUUGGUCUGAGGGAGAUGAACCACCCCCUGGGGCUCCAUCCUGUCAAGAAAAUGGACACCCCCUUUGUGCAAACCAUCUGCCCUAGCUGCCUCUUCAGACACCUGUCUCUUUGUCCCCCUUCCCUCCCCACCUUCAGGGAUGUUGUGAGUCAGGGAAUCCAGGGAAGAACUCCAGGUGUCAGGACCCUAUCUAGAUAAUAUUUUUAGAUUCCUCUGCUCCCUAGUGGCCUGCUUUGGGCCCCCCCCCCAAAAAAAACUUGCAAGGACUUUUUUAAGGGUCAGAGUUUUAAAAACAAAAGCAUCUUCCCUAGAAACUUUUGUGAAUUGUUUGCACUUGUGCCUGUUUUAAAUUAAACUGAGUGUUCAAAA
This is a messenger RNA of Prionailurus viverrinus (fishing cat), 5617 nucleotides long. It is a transcript of the gene PAK6, whose product is annotated as p21 (RAC1) activated kinase 6. Gene Ontology annotation, biological process: protein phosphorylation; regulation of MAPK cascade; intracellular signal transduction. The transcript is spliced from 9 exons. Bases 2179 to 4224 code for a protein of 681 amino acids. Gene Ontology annotation, molecular function: protein serine/threonine kinase activity; ATP binding. Lineage: Eukaryota; Metazoa; Chordata; Mammalia; Carnivora; Felidae. The record is from RefSeq and is a predicted model, not a curated record. Gene Ontology annotation, cellular component: cytoplasm.